Molecule: messenger RNA, 4154 nt
Organism: Siniperca chuatsi (mandarin fish)
Lineage: Eukaryota; Metazoa; Chordata; Actinopteri; Centrarchiformes; Sinipercidae
Product: uridine-cytidine kinase-like 1
Exons: 15
Coding region: 42-1682 (546 amino acids)
Cellular component (GO): cytoplasm
Molecular function (GO): kinase activity; ATP binding
Source: RefSeq, a predicted model, not a curated record
UGACGCUCCCAUUGUUUGGUUGCGCGCCGCGCUGAGCCGAUAUGGACACAACAAGCAGUGAUAGUAAACCAGACAAACAGCAAACAGAUGAAGGAAUGGAAGCGGACAGGCCUAUUUCAAGGUCUGACAGUGGGAGUGGAGGUUAUUACCUGGAUGGCCUCUCAAACCGUGUCCCCCGGUGCCCCUUGACCCCAUCUUUAUCACCACAAAAACGGACCACAAGCCAGUCUAAGACAGAGCCUCCACUGCUGAGGACGAACAAACGGACCAUCUACACCGCCGGCAGACCGCCUUGGUACAACGUCACCGGGACCACCUUCAAAGAGGCCUUUGUUAUUGGUCUGUGUGGAGGAAGUGCUUCUGGUAAAACCACAGUAGCCAAUAAGAUCAUUGAAGCGCUGGACGUUCCCUGGGUGGUUCUGCUCUCCAUGGACUCUUUCUACAAGGUGUUAAAUAAAGAAGAACAGGAGCUCGCAGCCAAAAAUGAGUAUAACUUUGACCACCCUGAUGCCUUUGACUUUGAGCUGCUGGUCACCGUUCUCAGAAAGCUGAAGAAAGGAAAAAGCAUCAAAGUCCCGGUGUACGACUUCACAUCUCACUGCAGACGCAAAGAAUGGAAAACUGUGUACGGGGCCAAUGUUGUCAUCUUUGAGGGCAUCCUGGCCUUUGCCAACAAGGAGCUGCUGAAGCUGCUGGACAUGAAGGUGUUUGUGGACACAGAUUCUGACAUCCGCCUGAUACGGAGGCUGAAGAGGGACAUUUCGCAGCGUGGACGGGACAUCAGCGGCAUCAUCAAACAGUACAAUAAGUUUGUAAAGCCAGCAUUCGAGCAGUACAUUGAGCCCACGGUGCAGUCUGCUGACAUUGUGGUGCCCAGAGGUGGAGAAAACUUUGUAGCACUGGAUUUGAUAGUUCAGCACGUUCACAGUCAGCUGGAGAAGAGGAAGCUCCGCUGGGAUAUAUCGGCUCUGGCCUCGGCUCACCAGGGUCAGCCUUUACCCAAAACCCUCAGUGUGAUGGAGAGCACACCGCAGGUCCGCGGCAUGCACACCAUCAUCAGGAACAAGGAGACUAACAGAGAUGAGUUUAUCUUCUACUCCAAGAGAUUAAUGAGGCUUCUGAUCGAACAUGCCCUCUCCUUCCUGCCUCUCAAGCCAGUAUCUGUGGAGACACCUCAGGGGGGCGUCUAUGACGGCAAGAGGCUGAGCGGUAAAAGAAUCACAGGUGUUUCUAUCCUGAGAGCAGGAGAGACCAUGGAGCAGGCUCUGAUGGCUGUAUGUAAAGACAUCAGACUGGGAAAGAUCCUCAUCCAGACCAACCAUGACACAGGCGAACCAGAGCUUCACUACCUUCGUCUGCCCAAAGACAUCAGUGAAGACUACGUCAUCCUGAUGGACAGCACCGUAUCCACCGGAGCUGCCGCUCUCAUGGCCGUCAGAGUGCUGCUAGACCAUGAUGUAGCAGAGGAUAAGAUCUUCCUGUUGUCCCUGCUAAUGGCAGAGAUGGGCGUCCACUCGGUGGCCUAUGCCUUCCCUAAAGUCCGCAUCAUCACCACCGCUGUGGACAAGGAGGUCAACGACCAGUUCCACAUCAUACCAGGCAUCGGUAAUUUUGGAGAUCGUUACUUUGGCACCGAUGCUCCGUCAGACUGGUGUGAAAGCGAUGAAGGGAUGGACUUCUGAAGAGAGAACCUAUCAGGGGAUGUGGAGGGUUGUUACAGUAAAGCACUUACAGCCAUGAAAACAGUGAAAAGACCCUCCUUCAUCCCUCACUGCUCUGAUCUGCUCCAUCAGGGAGGUGAUGCUGUAUAAACUGCUUCCUAUUCAAAUGAGUAGAACGAGUUCACUUCUAGGUCGGUGCGAUUACUGAUCUAAGUGCUACGAGCUAAGCAGAGAUUUCCAUUUGUGCCAGGCAGCAUUCAGUCCACUCCCCAUUCAAGUUCAAGUUUACUGCAAAGUUUAAAGAAGCGUUACUGUCAUGCAGGAUGUGGGAUGUUUGUUGGCUUUGAUAUCUUUUUACCCAGUUGUAAUUAUUCGACUACAAUCCCAAAACGUGCUGCCAGCUUAAGUUCAGAAUGCUUUAUUGUGAUGUAAAUAAUGUUGCCAGUAAUGUGUUUGUGUUGCUGAAGCUGCAGGCUGUGAAGCUUUGUGUGUUGAUGUGUUGAAUUCACGUACUGUCAGUUUACUGGAAGAGUUUCUUUCAGCAUUUUGCACAGUAAGCCCUCAUAAACCAGAUAUUGUAAAUAAAGCAUUGUUAAAAAAGAAAUCCAGCUGGAGAAUUAGCUGGAAAGAUUUGGCUAGGUUUUAAUCCUCAGCAGUUAUAAAAAAAUAUGUACUUCAUAGUGUUCAGUCGAAACCCUCCUACCUAUCUAAUCAGUAAUAAUCUAAUUUGUUUUGCACAAAGACAUGAACAGAAAAUAACGCCUCAUCUUUUAAGACAAGUCUCUAUCACAAGCAUUGGAUGUUUAGGGGAGGAAGUUUCCAGAGUUUGAGGUAGUUAGCAGUGUACUGUGAUUUUUUUCUUUCUUCGUUUUAAAGCUUAAAGCUUUCUGUAAGAAUUAUUAGUGUGUUACAGCUUUGCUCUGCUGAUGAAGCUACAGCUGUCUGUACUGUAAGAUGAUAUUAUCUCAGGCAACUUUCACUGAAAGGAACAACAAGGAUUCAUACUUGAACAAACAGUCAAAGAUUGUUCCUUAUAUUUGUUUUAGUUUUUAUCUGGCUGUACACCAGUAGGUUACCACAGCAGUAACAGAGUCCAUUAUUUCAUGUACAUGUAGAGUUUCCACCGCGCUUAGAAACAGUAAUUCUUUUAAGUUAAAAACAUUUUUCAUAAAUUAAAACCCUUACAAAAACAUUGAACGUCAUCGUUACAUUAAGAAACAACAUUUCACUUAGCUUAGAUGCUAAUUAAGUCAACCUAUAGCUAGCAAAUGCUUUGUAUUGCAUUGCUUGUCAAACUUUGUGUAGAAACCGCUGGUGUAACUCUCUGUUGUAUGUUCACAUCUGAACUUUGGUGACUGGCCAAAAAGGAAAAAGCUCAUCGUAAUCUUAGAGAUCACGACACCAGGUGUUACUCCUAGUGGUCAAAUGUCAUGAUUUUAAAACAAGAAACAUGCCGCACUUGUGUUAGCAUAAGAUAGGUAUAUUCAAAUUUAUUUUGUCAUAGGUUUUAAGUCUCAGUAGUCUUUCAUGUGUGAACUUCUCAUAUUUUCAGUUUUUCUGUAUAUAACAGAAACUGACCCAUAUGGGGAUGCUUGUUUGUGGUAACCUUGUUUGCUGCUGCUGCUUGUGGCUGUUUUUUUUUUUUUAUGUUUUUAUUUAUUUAUUUGUAUUGUUUGCAGGGAUUCUACAUCUUCACACAUUUGUUUUACAUCACAUCCAAGUCACAUAACCAGUAUAUUUUUGUUGUAAUGUUAUUGCACUGAAGAUCUGCAGACACAUUCGCUGUCCAGAGCAUAUCGGUGUAACACCAGGUUUAUUUUAACAAUAGGGCUUAUUUACUGGACAGUUUGACUCCUCAAACACAGCUUUAACUACCAUUUAAUAAUGGCUGUGUUCCUGUCAGGUGCUUGCUAGUGUGCAUGCUGUGUUUAUUGACGCACUAAAUGGAACAGAUCUAUUAUCAAUGUUUUAGUUAAACCUGUGUUCUAGUCAAAUGUCCACCAUGUGAAAACACUUCUGGAUUAAUUCUGUUUAUGUCCAGCUGUCUAGCCAACUUUAUGCAAAUUACACAUGUAAUUGACAGCACACUACAACAACAACAAUAACUUUUUAAAAUUUUAUCUGUACUGUAUGACACAACAAUAUACUCUUUUUUUAUGUGGAAGCUGGGUACCUCGCAUUGUCAUUUACAUGAAACUUUUGCUAAACAGUGUUGCUAAUAUAUUAAUUUUUAAGAAGGAUUUGUCACAGAAGGAAAAGCGCUGGUGUAACUAGUAACACUAAUACUGGCUCAGUUGUAUUUAAGUGGUGCUUUUGAGCCAGCAUUCACCGGUGCACCUGAAUUGAAUGCAGCCAUGAUAAUGUUACUAGUUACACCUGGGGUUUUUUUUGGGCACGUCAACAUGUCCUCUUGUGAGAGAGAUCUGUUGGUUUCACUUUGUUUUUGUAAGUUUCAAUUAACAUGUACAGAAUAAAUUUAUUAAUUUAAAAUGA